AUGACGAGAAUGGUCCCGUUCUGGUUCUCGCCGCCGAGCUCGAGCCCGGGCCCAAGUCUCGCGAGAGGGAGCCCGGUGGGCUGCUGAGGCAGUGGCUGAGGCGGACGAGGAAGGGCGGGCGGCGGCGGAGGAGGAGGAGAAAGAGGCGGCGGCGGGGACUGAGGCGACUGAGACUGGGGAGUCCGGACGGGGGAGGCCGGUGCUGGUGGCGGUUGCCCUCGGGGGUGGGGUGCGAGGGGUGUCGCCUUCGUCGUCACCAUCCUCCUCCUCCUCCCCGUCGCCCGUGAGGGAGGCGCCGGCGGCCUCCGGCCCGGCCCGCCCUCCCCGCCUCCCUUCGGCCCUCCCCGCACCUGGGCGGGCGCAGGCCGGGCGAGGGGCCUUGGCGGCGGCGGCACCGACAUCGGCCACGGAGGACGAGGAGGACCUGAAGGGUGAGCGGCUGCGCUCCGCGGAGGAGGGCCGGGGGACGAGGGCGGCGGCGGCGGCGGCAGAAUCAGAAUCCUGCUUGGGGCGGGGCCUCCUCGGGUCGUGGAGGGGGUGUGGGAGGGGUGUGGAAAGGGUUAAAAGGAGACAACUCUCCCCUCCUUCCAAAAAGCAGCGGCGGUUCGGGGGGGAGGGGACACACACCUGGGGGGAGGGGUCGACGUCUCCGGGGGGGGGGGCGAUCUUCUUCCCUUCCCCCUUGGAAAUUUACAUGGGAGUAUAGCUUCCGAAUGUGUGUCUGUGUAUAGGUUUGUAUCUCUAUGCAAGCCUGUGUAUUUGUGUGUACUGUAUAUGUGUGUGUGUGUGUGUGUGUAUAUAUAUAUAUAUAUAUAUAUAUGUAGUGUGUGGGUUUUUUGUGUGUGUGUAUAUAUCUAUCUAUCUAUCUUUAUGUGUAUGUAUAGUGUAUACUGUAGUGUAUGGUGUAACAUUCCCUUUCUCUCCACACACACACACACACACACACACAGUCUUUUUCAGAGAUACAUUUUGGGGGGCACUGGAGACAAUGUGUUUAUGUAUGGGUAUUGCAUGUGUGUGUGUGUGUGUGUGUGUGUGUGUAUUACAUAUAACAGGCAAAUAUAUAGAGACGUGUAAUGUGUAAUAUUGAAUUGUGUGUGUGUGUGUAGAAAUUAAUAUAAAUAUAUAGAUACAACUCGAUGGCACAUGGGGGGCACUAGCGGCUUAGGAGGUGUCUUUCUCUACUGGGGAAGAAUCAGGAUACAGUAUAUACAAGGGGGAAGGGGUUUGUCAUCUCUCUUAUAGAAUAACAAGGAGGCGUGGAUGCUUUUAAAUGGGAGAGAGUCAGGAAUAGGAGAUAACUGUCCUCAAGAGGGGGGAGGGAAUCAGGACAGGUGUAAUACCUCUGUUGGGGGUUGGACCUCUCUCUUCCUCUAUAACUUCAUAACUAACAUAGGGUGUAUCUUUCUUUUGUUUUCAGUUUUUGUGGGGAGUGGGGGGAGUGUCAAUGGGGGGGUGAGGAAUUGCCUUUUCCCAGUGGGGAAAAUCUGAAUAUAAUGUGAAGGGAUAGUUUUCUAUGGAGGAGAAUUCUCUCCCACCCCCACAAUAUAGCACAGGGUUGUGGUGUCUUUUUAUUGUGGGUGGGCAGUCAGGGCUUUGGAAAGUGUUGUGCCUACUAAGGAAAAGGAUCUGAAUGUGAUAUGGGGCGGAAGAGGAGGGCAUCUUUAUUGGGGAGCAGGAGGUGAUUAGGACAUCAUUUAGCCAUUCACAUGAUACUUUUUGGGGUAUGGGUGGGUGUGGGCAGUGAUGUCUUGGGGCUGCACAUCAAGGUUUCCUUUGUUAUUUAUUUUAAAUAUGAUAUCCCGUCUUCCACUUAUGCCAAUAAAGGCCAAUAAAACAACAAUAUCCCAUCUUCCUAUUAGAGAAAAUGUUACAAAAACAAUAGAGUUGAAUAGCAGGGGGAGAUAUCACAGGAAGCCCACCAUGGUUGAUUGGUGUUCCUGGGGGUGGGGUGCAGUGCUGCAAUAGGGGAGGGCAGCACCCCAGAUUGCUGUAUUCCUUCUAGAGGUCAAAGGAACAAUAUUGUGGGUUGAUUGCUUAGAGAUGUAUUCUCUUCAUGGUUGGAACAGGUGACAGGAAGGCAGAAUGGAAUUGCUUGUGCUUCAAGGAGUGGGGGUGAAGAGGAAGGGCUGCUAGUGGAUAAAUUGUGAUGUUCUUUCUCCAGAAAUGUAAUGUUUCAUUUUUUGUGAUUAAAAAGUGCUUGUGAUUAAAAGUGAGAUUUGUUAUUGCAGGGUUUGUUUGUUUUCAGCAUUAGAUAUGUAGUGGAUAGUUAAUCAGUUUUGUGACCUUUCCAAGUUUGGGACCCCUUCCCAGCUCUGUGAGUGUAGAAGACAAAUCACAGGCCUGGCUAAGAGGGGGUUUAAGAGGGACAUGUCUCCUUCUGUAGUAUAACUCAUAGAAUGGGUCUGCUUGGGGUGGGGGGGAGGAGAUUCUUAGCUCUUGGAAGGCUGUGCCAGGAUUUGCAAAGUGUUGCCCCUUCAGUUACGGCUCAGGGGCCUUUCUUUGUGCCCUGGGAGCCAAGCUGAAGACAGCAGGACCACCUGCCUAUUUUUAGCUAUGUUCCUCUGGGUGGUAUGUGACUGUCUUCCCUCAGCCCACUUUUUUUUUGGGGUCCCAAGACUGGGUGCACAAGUACACCAGCAUUUCCUGGUUGAGAUGAUGGCCUGGACAGGAUAGGGGAGUGGAAAGCUGCGCCCACCCCACGAAAGAGAAGCAGCUUGUAGCCUGCGUUUGCCAGUUGUGUCAGUAUACCAUUGGAGGCCUGUUCCAGUACCCUUCUGGGGGAGCCAGAAAUACCCUCCCCUUUUUGGAUGCCUGUGGUGCUGCAGAAGUCUUUCUCUUUCCACAUACACAGCCCUGGAAACGGUGUUGUACCCUCAGAGGUGGAGCAUCAGGAGGCAUAAUAUCACCUCCUUUGGAAGGGUUGCUUCCUCUUUUCUUAACCAGUAACAGGACCAGCCUGACACACUUUCCCCCAGUGACUUGUGGGGAUGGCAGUCAGUGGGGCCACUUGUCAUUGAUUUGGCCUGAUCACAUCCUAGUGAAGACCCUGGAUGAAAGCUUUAAAAAAAAUGUGGAAAUGAAUGCAACAUUUAUUUCAUGUCUUCCUUUUAAUUGGCCUGCUCAUUUUUGCUGGAAACCUGCUUCUUUCAGAGUGACAAGAGAAAGGGGUGUGUAGUGUGGAAAAGGCUUUUUUUUUCAUGCUGCCCAGGCUGCUAAUUGAUGGCUGUGACCUAUAUUAAAAAGGCCUUGUGUUGAUUCUCUUUAGUAAUUGCUGUGCCCAGCAGCAAAACAUUCAUUUCAGUGCAUCCAGUUAUCUUUUGGGAUCUAAGUGUCAGGACUUAUGAGUUUUCGUUCCCUUAUGAUACCUUGUUUGACUAUCUUACUCAUUGCUGUUUGGCAAGAUGGUUGAAAAUAUUCUUUGGUGGAUACCAAUACAUAUAAGUACUCUGGCAUCUUAGUGAGGGGUGUGGUACAAGGAACUGAGUGAAAUUAAAAUUGUUUUGUCAUGUGAGUAAUAUAUUCAUUACUUCAGUAUGUUGAUAAAUACCAUAACUUAAGCCUUAGAUCUUCAUGAGGUCAUUUUUGAAGCCUUGGGUCUUCAUGAGGUUAUUUCUAUAGCCAAGAGGAAGGUAUUUUCUGUUUAUCAUGACAGAGCGUAUUUUAUAUGUGGUUUAUUUGGGGGGCAGUGGCUGAAGUUUCAAUUGAGAAAAUUAAGCAAAACUGUUCCUUUCAUUCUUGGCUAAACUCUGAAUGUUACCUGCAAAUGUGCCACAUACUUUCUGGCAUUAAUUCUGUCUAUAUUAUGUAUGAUUCCUUUAUUUUACUAAAUGCAAUACUUUAAAACAUUGGUCUUCAGCUGGUGGGUUGGGACCCACUAGCAGGUCACAGGCUGAUCCAAGGUGAGUCAGAAUAGCAGCAUUACCACCAUGCAAAUAUAUAGCAAAAGAUUAAGAAAUGGGUCCUUAGAUGCUUAUUUGGGUUAAAAGUGGGUAAAAUAUUUUCAGUCUUGUCAGACUUGCAAGUGGCAACUUGCCUGGCUGGCCAUUUGUGGCUAGCAAGAAUUGUCUCAAGGUGAUAGGUGUUUUGUUUAAACCAUUAAUGUGGUAACGUGUCAACAAGACUGCUCUAGAAUGUAGCUCAUCAUUGCAUAUGGAACUUGAAUCCACGCAGUAGGAAACUAGGAUGUAAUUCAUAGAGAUGUAGAUUUCUUACCAUUUAUAUUUCUACAGUACUGUAGGCUGCUAUACGCUUGUUUUUUCCACAGAAGAAAUGGAUGCUUAUAACUUCAGACCUCACCCCUUUUAAAUACAAUAUAUCUUUUUACUGUUUGCCAGCUGCUUGUGCCCAAGGACAAGCAUGGCUGACAAUGGGUUUGACCUUCCAGGUCAAAUUCUUUGCAACAUUUGUACAGUACUAAUUCAAGCUGAUGUGCCUCUGUGUUACAUCCAUAUAUUUUCUCAAAAUACCUUCAUAUGUUGUUGGUAUGCCGGGGGCCACUUCCUUUUUAUGCCAAGCUUUUGAUGGAUUGCACCUGCCUAGAAAGCAUGGGGUGCAGUCCUGGACUCUUUGUGGAAGGAAUGGGUAUUGUAAGUAUUCCUGCUUCUAUCUUUCUUGGUUUAGAGACAAUUUUGACAGUUUACAUGGAUUAUUUGUUUGCUUCUGAACCCCUGAAUAGAUAGAAUGGGGUGGCGGUGAAAUAAGCUUUUUUAUUUUUAGUAUUUCUCAUUCUGUGUUUAGAUUUCUAGUAUGUGGGAUUGCUGAGAGCACUUCUUAAUCCUCCAGCUUGUGAAGGUAUUUUUCUAGGCCUCUUGUGUUGUGAUUUAUAUUGGUUUUCUUGCAUUUUAUUGUACUCUGUUGUAUAUUUUUCUGUUCUACACUUUGGAGACUUUUAUUAUUUUUAACCAUUAUCAUCACCGCCUUAGAUUUAUUGUGUCAUACUGAGACAUCAGGUCAAAGAAAUACUCAUUCUCAAUCAUGGGUUUAAGGGCACUGUUUCUUUAGAAACAAUAAACGGGUCUAAGUGCAGAGGUUAGUGGGUUCUUUUUUAAAAAACGUGGACCAUCAAAAUUAAUUUUUUGCAUGUAGCAAACAGGUGUUUUCUGAACUUUGUAACAUCUAAAGUAGACAAAAAAAUAAAAUGGGAACAUUUAUGUAUUAAAUUUCUUAUGAAACAUAAUCAUCCCCUUCCCCUUUAAAAUAAUGAUCCAGACAUUUUCGGUGUUGGCAUUUUAGAAGCUGUUACUUUUAAACCAAAAUAUAACGUUAAAUGCAUAGGAGUUGGUGCACUGUGCCUAAUCCUUGGACUUGCGCUCUCCCUCUUCACCUUUCAUAGCAAUUCUCUCCUUCUUCCAAACCAUAGUUUGCCAGUUUGGGUGAAGUUGCAAGCUAUGGUCUGCCAGGAAAACAGUGAGGAGAGAAUCCAUCCAGGUUCAUUUACAUAAUGCCAAGCCACUCCCAUAACUCCUUACAUAUUUCUUCCUGUGAUACAGGUACGUGAGGGAAAAAUUACGAAGAUAACAGAUGAGGGUGUGUAAGACAGUACAGUAUACGUUACUCUUUUUACAGAUCACUGUACUCAUUGCAUACCUGUAUACAUGGUGUAUGUAAAUAUUACAAGGCAGUUUACCUCAAUCACAUGGCAGCCAUUCUCAAGAAACAUACUUUGUAAAAUCUUGUGUGAAGAGUUAAACAUUGUUGAAAGUGCAGGAAAUAGUCUCCUUUUAAAAAAAUGCUUAGAGUCAAAUGGGAAAACCCAUUAAGUUCUGAAUUUUUGGGAUUUGCUAUUUUUUUCUGUCUUGUGGUUUUUCAACUGACCCUGCUUUUGUAACUCUCAGAGAUAUAUUUGUUACAGUAGCACGUGAUGUGCAGAAUGAGGUAGUCUUGUUUCGUCACGAUGCUGUGAGAGCAUAUUACCUGAAGAUCUUGCAAGGCUAGUAUUCUGGCUGAAUGACUUUGAACUUGGCUGUUUGCUGGUUCAGCACAUUUUAAAUGUUCAAAUUUCCUCUAAUAUUUAAACUGCUCAUGUGGAUUUUGUAUGUUAAUUAAGCCGGAACCUUCAGCCUCAGGAUUGUGUAUGUCUUGGUGUAGCCUACAACUUCUGUCUUACCUUCAUUGAACUUAAUGAAUCUUGUUCCAUCAAAGCCUCAGCCAGCCUCUUUGUUUUAGACCCUUCAAAGUGGGCAGACAUUUGCUGCCAUCCUGCUGCUCUACCAGUUUGUCUAGCCAGGUGUAUGGCACACCUUUUAUUUUGUAGCCUUUUAGUUCUACGGUUUACAAAAAGAAUUCUCUGAACCCAUAUGAGUAUAUAUACAAAGGCAUACACAUGACAACUUGGAAAAAAGCUUCCUGCGUCUGUAAUCUAGUGCUUCCUCCUUCAAGACCCAACCAAUUUUAGCAACAGUGGCAAAAUGAAAAAAGAAGACAUAGUGCUUGGAUGGGUGUAGCUUAGCACCCCAACAGGGAAGCAAAUUGCCCCUUCCCCAUCAGCAAAGGGAUCAUUUUAUGAGCGGCAAGAGGCAAUAACCCUCUUUUCUCAGAUGAUCUGCAUGCAGUGUGGCUGCCUGCUUGUGUGUGUGCUUGCAUGCAAGAGUGUACCAGUAGCAUUCAGUUCCCAGAGAGUAGGUCACAUGUGAAUAUGGCCCUCAGGCCCAAAAAGGUUAGCCUCCCCACCAUGGACAAUAAGUUGUCUCUAUCAGAGUGCGCCUCUCAUGUGUCAUGACUUCUCUGCUUCAUCUGUCUGCUACUGCUGGCCUUUGCCUCCCCUUCUAGUGGCCUGCUUCAUUCUGGAUUACUUUCUGAUAUCAGGUGUGGGGCAGGUAAAGGCAGGGCUUGGUUGAAAGGGAGUUUGCAGGCACCAGUCAUCAGCAGUGCCUGCAAAGCCCCUUUCAAAGUGCAGGGCAAGAUAGCACUCUAAGCAGGGCAUCUGAAGACCCUUGUGGGCAAAUGAGGCCAUCUUAUCAUGAUUGCGACAUUGUGAUUGUGAUUGACAGGUGGGCAGUUCCACCCUUCUUUGGAACUUUGCCCGCAAAGAGUGGGGGAGAUAAUAAUCGGGCCAGACUCCCCACACUUGAGCCACUGCUUCUAUUCCUGAUGUAACAUUGGGCUGCAGUCAGAUGAUUGUAUCAGCUGGCUGGGGCUUGAAGACUUCCGAAAUGUUGGUCCCACCCUGAUUGUUUAGAUGAUGAUAUCUAAUUUAUUGUCUGGCAUGGGGUACAUUGCCUUAAGAACCUCUUUCUAUACCAUGCUAGGGAGCUCUGAGUUUGCAGACUGUUUCCUUGUUAGAGGUGCUAGACUGUACACCUGGCCUGCCUAUUUACUUACUGUGUUUAAUUGAUAAGAAGGUAUGCGUUGACUUGGCAUUUGGUUUUCAGGUCAGCUAUUUCCUGAUAUUGGGCAGAGAAGCAUCUGAUCAUUUCAUACAUAUUUGUGGUUUUUUGUUGUAGGACUAGAUCGCCUAGGGGCCACACCUGUUUCACUUCAAGAUGCAUUACACUGCUGGAUGUAUAAGGUGUUGCGUGAUUGCUUUGGAUAAUACGUUAGUGCAGUGGCAGCCAAACUGUUUCACAGAACUGUCAGAAGGCAGUCCACUGUUAUCAAGAUGGCUUCUCCAGCCCUACUUAUAUUCUCCUCCAGCGUUUUAGCUACAGGGCACAUUGUAUUGGGUAUGCACUGAGAUGCGUCCUCAAGUUGGUUCAGAACAAAACUGGCUAGUGGACCUGUGGAAACUGAUUGCUCUUCCAGAAUCUACUGCAAUGCACAAGAGUGUCAUGGAAGACCAGACAUAUGUACAGUACAUAGGUGUCUCUGAAGGUAGAAAGCUUGAGAACCUUCACAGGGACAUGCUUUUUUAAAAAAAAUAAAAUCAGUGUGGCUGUUAAAAGAUAAUCUUCCUGAGUCAUGCUUCACAUAUAUUUAGGCUGGGGGUCUAACUUGGCUAUAACUACUCAGCAAUGUGAAGUGAGGAUAGAGAAUGUACUUAAAGCAUCAUCUCAGUGUUGUAGUAGUGAAAAACACAAAACUAACAUAAUUUAUUAGAGGAAUGGAAAACAAAUAUGCAAAGAUCUACAACUUGCUACAAACUUUGAUGCCCAAGCUGACAACAACAGUCCUCAGUUAUUUUCUGUAUGGAUAAAUAAUUGGUGAUUAUUUUUGUCUGUCAAACAAUUUCAUAGCAAACAAAGUCAAAUAAAACUUGUAAAUGUUAAACCGAGCAGAAAAUACACCUGGAGUAGAGGAUUUUUAACUGGAUUAAGUUCCAGGCAUGAUUGAGGGUUAGACCUUUGGGAAGGGCCAUAACACAGUGGUACAGCAGCAGCUUUUCAUGCAGAAGGCCUAGGUUCAGUCCCCAAAUAGCAUCUCCAGGUAGGCCUGGGAAAGAGACAUCCAUCUGAGACUCUGGAGAGCCAUUGCUGCCUGUUAGUGUGGACAAUACUGCAUUGGAUGGACUGUUAGUCUGACUUGGUAUUAGGCUGCGUCCUAUGUUCAUAGGCCAGAUGACUUGGAUAUAUUUGCUGUUGUUAAUGCAGGCUGAGUCUAGGAAAGAUUUGCCAGUGGCUUGAUGUUGUGAAGAUCAGUUUUCUCUGUGGGGCCUGCUAUGACUCUGGCGUUUGUGGUUGUUGCAUUAUUUCUUUGCAUACAUGCACAUGUUGCCCUUGCAAACAAAUGCACAAAAGCUGGUAGUUAACCAUCUUUUUACUUGCCCACCUACAUCUCUGCUAAUCACAUCAUCUGCUUGAAAGGAGGAUAAGAAACUGUUCAGAUUUCUAAAAUCCUUCUUGUUUGGUCUCUUGAUGAUGUAAGUGGCUGCUUAUAAGCCUGCUACCCAGCUACAUUCUAGAUGGAGGCAAAUGUUUUAACUGAAAUUUUACUGAGAGACUUUUUUCUUUUUGCAUGCGUGUAUCAUUGCAAAUAAACAAAAUGUGUGAGUCAUUGUGUGCAAGUUUGAGGGGGCCAGAUAUAAGGAAAGACGCUUCUAAGAGUGAGUGUAAAUUUGCAGAGAGAGGGCUGUGUUCCAAGGUCACUGCUGCUAUCAUGACUUUUUGGGACUGGAAUUCUCCAGUACUGAUUCAGAAUCUAUGAGAAGCACUGAAAAGAUGUACUAGAGGAAAAUGAAGCCCUUGGCAAUUUCCUUGGGAAAGUAAGGCCGGUGGAGGCUGGUCUAUCAGGGCAAAUUGGGCUCUGAUCCACCAACCUCGCCCAGCCUGCCCUCACCUGCUUCCCUUCUUACUGAUGGCACUGGCUGUGAGCUUCCUCCACUUUGUCAUCCUCUUAGAAUUCAGCACGGAGGAGGGUGGAGAGAAAGUUAGAAUUAGUUGACUCUGCCUGCCAUUGUCUUAUCAGUCCCAAUAAGCACCAGCUACCACUCAGUUAGACUUAGUUGAAAAAGCAAAUCUAGGUACUUUUGCAGAGAAAUGGUAGCAUUUCUGUAGGCAGAACUGUUCUCCAUCCACUUUUCACUUGCCUUACUCUGUUGGGCUCAGAUGAGAUGCUAAGCUGCUUGUUUUGCUGAGUAAUCAACUUGCAUAAUAGUUGUUUAGUUCUAAUGAGCACAGAUAAAUACUGAAGUCUUGGUUUAACAAAACACUUUGAGGGUGGCUAAUUUUUAAUCUUUACACCCAAUAAAUCAUUUUUGUUUUCUUCUUAUGUUCUACUGGCUCUUUCUUGGAAAUAAGUAGUGCAAACCACUUUUGUCUGUCCCCACGAUCCAUUGUAAAAGGGAUCUUGGGUGAAGGUGGAGAUGGGUAGGGAAUAAAAGCAUUCCCUAUACCUGCAGUUAACUCCACCCAUUUUUUCAGUUUGUGCCUCUUGACUGAGAAGAGAAGCAUACAGUGGUACCUUGGUUUUCAAACGUAAUCCAUUCCGGAAGAUUGUUCGAGUUCCCAAACAUCUGAAAACCGAAAACUCAAUACGGAAAACUCAAUACAGAAGCUGCAAUAGCAUGUUUGCCUUCCAAGGUGUGUUCGAAAACUGAAGCAUUUACUUCCGGGUUUACAGCAUUCCAAAACCGAAGUGUUCGUCAACAGAGAUGUUUGAAAACCGAGGUACCACUGUAUUUGCAAAACAGGGAUUGGAGUGUUUGGAAGUGAGAAGUACAGUGGUACCUUGGGUUACAUAUGCUUCAGGUUACAUACGCUUCAGGUUACAGACUCCGCUAACCCAGAAAUAGUACCUUGGGUUAAGAACUAUGCUUCAGGAUGAGAACAGAAAUUGUGUUGCGGCGGCGCGGUGGCAGCAGGAGGCCCCAUUAGCUAAAGUGGUGCUUCAGGUUAAGAACAGUUUCAGGUUAAGAACGGACCUCCGGAACAAAUUAAGUACUUAACCCAAGGUACCACUGUACCUUAAAACCACCUUCCUUUGUCAUCCUUCCCAGUCAGUUUGGACUGAGGUGUUAACCCUCUGCUCCAAUUUAACAUUAGGUCACAAAGAACUUGCUGUGUGAGCGUUCAAGAAAAAUAAGCCCAAAGCCUCUAUUGAAGUGCACCAAAGUAGUUUUGUGUGAACCUGCAGCUGAUACAUUGUCUAUAAGAAAAAUCUGUUUCUUUGAAAUUUAGCCAAAUAGCAUUAGUUGAAAUAUCUGUCUGAUAGAUGGUGUUUUUGGCCUCUUGAAAUUUAUUGAAAUGCAGGGAGAGAGGAGGAAGUUGACUCCUGGACCUUGCUAGGGAUGCAUGCCUUCCACUAGGCUGGAAGAACAAUGGCUGUGUGUGUUUGUUUUUACUCAUCUUCUCCCCAAAUGUUGGUUAACAAGUUGUUCUAUUCAAUCAUGUGAGGGUUGGAGGGAUAAAUGUUGGAGUCAUACUGCCCUGGUGAAGCAGGACCAGUUGCUUUUUCUCUCUUGUGGGAGUCGUAGUCUGAAUAGAGUGGUACAUUUCAGAAACAUGUAAAACUGUAGUAGUUUGGCUCGUUCAGUCCACAGAGGCUUAGAAUCUGGGAUUAGGAAGCAAAGAAAAUGCCAUGGCAACGUAAGGCAAACUCCGCAUCCAGAAUUAUGAAAAGUAACAGCAUGAUUUCCUUGGUUUGCUAAGUAUGUUUGGCAGAAUUUAGCAUUUCUGGUCACACAAUUCUGCUUUUUAAAAAUUCAGGUUUUUUGUGUAAACCAGCCAGUUUCUAAACAUCUUUCCACAUCCUAGAUGCUAAAACAAAACAUGGACAUGUUUAUAACUUUUCUUUCUUGAGCUUCCCCACCACCAAUUGUGAAAAAUACUGAUUUUACCAUCUCACUUGAUUUUUAAAUGUGCUUGAUCUUCAAGUUCUAGUUGUUUUUCCUUUCUGCUUCUUUUGACUGGCUUGAUCUGUUUUCUCAAGGGAAUUUGCCAUGAAUUACCUUUUGAACACUGCCAUGAAUGAAAAUCUCAUUAGUUCAUCUUUUCUCUCCUGUUUGAGGGAUUUAUAUCUUGUAUGUGACUUAGCGUAGCAAAUCAAAUAGGCUUUGGGAUAUUUGCUUUGCAUCAAAAGCCCCAGGUUCAAUUCCUGGUAUCUCUAGGUAGGGUUGGGAGAGGCUCCUGCUAGUUACCCUGGAGACGCACUGCCAGUCAAUGUGGACAGUGCUGAGCUAGAUGGACCAGUGGUCUGACUCAGUUUAAGACUAUGCUACUAUGAAAGAUUUGAGGUGCAAAAUGAAUUUCCUCACCCUUGAUUUCUGCUAACUGAGAUGUCAGAAUUCAAGCAGCUUUUGGUGUUACCUUCCCAACAUUGUUCGUUUUAAUUAUCCCAUUACUUUGGUGCUCAAGCAGUGUUCCACUUUGUUCCAAAUCGAUAAUAGCUUGUUUUCUGGUACACUCUAGUUUUAGCUGAUCUGAGAGGUGCUUGCACAUGAAGCUGUCCGCACCCCCACCCCCGCUAAAUCUGUUGUGUGUGUCAUUCACAUGUUGUAGGUGAUAGAUGUUGUAGGUGUUUUAUUAGAUUGGCUGCUCUCUGGUCACCCUAGCCUUUGAGGGCUGUGUGAACUGGGCCGUCUUGUUCAGUGCCAUACCCUGACAGCAUUCCAUAGAUUUCAACUUCCAGAUACCAAGGGGUAGGCAGGCCUGCCAUGGUUAGAUUUGCACUAGGAAGCCUUAGUUGGAGCCUGUCCAGCAGGAUAGGUACUGGAGCAUGGUCAGAUGCAAGCAGGAUAUUCAGGGCUGACGGGAAGGACUGGAGCAGCAAGUCAGCAUCAAGAACCAGGGGAGUCAGCCCAAGAGAGCAGGUCAGGAACAAACAGGCAGCAAAGGAGGAGAAUCAAUAGCGUUUACUUUUGAGUAAACAUGACUGCAGUUGUGCUCUGCCACUCAAGUGACUUGAAGCUGAUAUGCCAAAAACAGGCUGCACUUCAGAUACAUAGGACACAAUUUGUCUCUGCAUCCUGACUCCUCAGUGUAUGGUGGUUGUUGCUUAGAUUGGGUCUCCCAUCUCCCCCCACCCCUCAAAGUUAAAAGUGCAAAUCCAUCGUUGCCCCUUGUCUCCUCUCACAUUUGAUCAUUAGGAUGCACAAGUAAACCAUGCACUGGUAACCUCAAGGUUAGAUUACUACAGUGCAUUAUACGUAGGGCUGCCUCUGAAGACAGUUUGGAAACUUCAGCUGGAGCAGAAUUCAGUGGCUAGGUUGCUCACCGGAACAAGACGAUUUGAGUAUAUUACACUGAUCCUCAUCUGACUUUACUGACUACCAAUUAGUUUCCAGGACUAAUUCAUAGUGCUCAGGACCAUAAUACCUCAAGGACCACCUCUUUCGAUAUGAACCCACUCGGACCCUGAUAGCAUCUUCUGAGGCCCUCCUUCAUGUGCCUCCUCCCCAAGAGGUCUGGAGGGUGGCAACAUGAGAACAGGCCUCUGCAGUGGUUCCCUGACUGUGGGGUGCUCUUCCAGGGAGGUUCGCCUGGCACCUUCAUUAUACACCUUUAGGCAUUAUACUCCUUUAGGCGCCAGUGUUCCUCUUUAACCAGGCUUUUGAUUGAUUGACAUCGUAUGCCCUUUCAAAAUGUGUUGGGGGGUUAUUGGGUUAUUUUGUUUUUAUUUUUGAUUAUGUAUUUUGUGGUUUUAUAUCUUUAUCCAGUCAGUCGCUCUGAGACCUGCAGUUAUAGGGCGGUAUAUAAAUUUAAUAAAUUACAAUAACCUCCUUGAAGAGGUUUUUAAAAAUAGGUUUUCUAGAGGAGACUUUGCAAAGGUGUUUGUUAAACAGAGCUAGCUGCCUGACAACAUCAGUUAUUUUCUUCUGAUAGGUUUAGUAGAUGUUUGUCUGGAUGCAGAAAUCUUUUCCGUGUGCUCUGCAGCCUUUUCCACAGGAGCUGCCUCUUAGUUUGUUGCUCUGCUGAACAGGCCCUGGAUACCCAGAGGAACCAGCAUCUCUUGUGUGUCACCCUGAAUGAGACAGGCACGAUGAAUGGCCAUCCUUAGCAUUAGAGGCCCUGCAAAGAGCCCUUACUUGUUCAUUGCUAUUUCGGUGCCUCAGGUUUAAGAUGACACCACUUCUAAUGCUUCACCAAUUGCUCCAGUGAAGUUCACAUUUACUGCCCUUUAAAGUUCUCUUGGAGGUUCUGAAGCUUAAGUGGCAUGACCUCAGGGGGAGGUAGCUGACGACUCUGUCUCAUACAGCUGCUCACAGGACGCCUUCCACAGAUUUGCUCCUUUUUAGCUGGUGAAAGAUGUGGUGGAAGAAAGUGUCCUCCCCCUCCUGCCAGAAGAGAUGAGCCCCUUCCUAGACACUCAGCAUAGAAAUACAGUAAAAUUCCCUCUCCCUUUUCUGCCAGCCCCCAGCAUGGCUAAUACCUCUUUUUUUUGCAGGCCAGUAGCUUUCGAAGACUAAUGUGCAGUGGUGUGUUAGUGUGAGGUAAGCUCAAGGGAGGGGCUAUUUGCCAGUCAAGCUUACAAGUCACAAAGCUUCUACCUUCUGAACGCUGCUGCCUUUUACAGACACUUCCUAAACACUUCAGUCAUGUGUCUGUGUAUCUGUGAGAGAGAAACCUGGGGGGUCCAGUCCAGCUCUGUUGAAAAACAUGCGAGUAUUGCAUGGGCAUUGCUGUGAGGAUGGAUUGUAUUUUUCUUUUUCCCCUGAAAUGUAGAGGGACAGGACUGAAAUCCAAACACCACCUGUGAUACUGAAUCCCAUGAGUGUGGAAUAGCAGAAGUCUAAUAGAGGUGAAAGGCUGCGUAGACCUUUUUGGCACAAAUUGCAACACUUAACAAUACUGCGCUUGCAGUUGUCAGUGAACUUCAUAGGUAAUAAGUGCCUUUUGAAUGCAGAGGAACUAGCUUCCAAGAAAACACAGUAUUGCAGGAUGGUGCUAUGAGGUGACUGCUGGCCCAUGAAAUAAAAUGGAGGAUACAUAAAUGUCUUCAGAGAGGUGUGAAAUGCUCACUGCUUUGUGACUGAGUAAUAGGGACAACUUUUAAUUCUGCACCUUGUAGAUGGAUUUCUCUCUUCCAAAUGCCCUUGAUUUGCACCCUCAAUGUGGACUGUCUUCAGAGUCAAAGAACUGAAGAAGUUGUUGUUUGUUGCAGUGCAAAUUCACACAGGGAAGUCCUCCCUGAGCCCCACUGAAAUGAGCAGGAGCCAGCAAAGUUCAUUGUGGCUUUUGCACUCAAACCUUAAUUUGCUGAUUCAUAGCCUCACUUUGUCAUUUGACAUGGAUAGAGGCUAUGGCGUGCCAGUUCUAUAUUUCAAGCAUAUUUUCAAUUUAAUUCUGCUUUCAGGCGUCAUUAAUAGGUAACAGUGAAAGGAAAAAACUUGGUGAAACUCUCAGUUUGCCUCCCUAUUCAUAAAAGAGAUAAUAAUUCUCACUGUCAGCUGAAAGCCAUUCAGGAAGAAUUUAAUGGUGUGUUUAGAGGAUAAUUUUAAUCUCUGUCUCAUGCACUCUGUGGAAUUGUAAGUAACCUCAUGCAACAUAACAGAAAAUCCCUUUCCUCCCAGGCCCUUUUGAGCAAUUGCGGGGAUGAGGGGGUAGGUGUGUGUUUGUGGGGGAAUUAUUAGAGGAGGAAAUUCAUUUCUGCUUCUACAUUAAAUACUGCAGAAGGAAAAUAAUUUGACAACUGGAACAGUGGUUGCUCUGCAUCUGGCUUUGAUGCUGCAAAAUCCUGUCCUCAACUUUGGACAAGCAUUUUUAAAAAAAGAAGCAUUGCCGUUUCAUUUAACAUUAUGUCCUCAGUUUUGUCCCAUGUGAAAUUGUUUCAAAAACCCAGCUAGCAGUGCUUCUGACUAGAAAGUUGUGAGAAGGGAAAUGUGAGGGUCUGAAUGACACUCCAAUAACCCCAAAGAAGGUUUAAACAAAGUUAGAAACUUCACCAGUAUGAAAAUCUUCAAAUAAUUUAUGCUCUAUUAUUCAGCAACUUCACAUGAGAUUUUAAUGUUGUAAUAUGUUUUCUCUUUUAUUUCUUUAAGGCUUACUGGAUAUUUUAUUUUCAGAAGUUCUUGCUCGUGCCAUCCAGAAACCAGGUGUAAAAGUAAACUAGUUAUGUGAUAGGAGUCCAUGCAUACAAGAGGAGAUUGCAGUUAUGUGCAAACAUUCCCUUUAUUGUGAUAGGAUUGACACAUGUGCAAAACUUUUAAUUGUAUUUUCUCCAGAUUGCCUCAGGUGCCAUUCCAGAGGUGGAUUAUAUGCCUCUCAGGCUUAUAGAAGGCAGCCUGUUAACAUACAGGGCCUGGAGUUAGCCUCUAGGAACAUCACACUUGAUCCUGUCUGCGUCUGUCAAAUGUCUCAGCAGGAAGUGUGUGGUAUCUUCCCCUGCAAGAAUUAUUCUAGAGACUAUAAGGUGCCAAUGUUAUGUAUGUGUAAUUCCUGAUAAGUUCCAGUGUUUCUUCUCAGUGAAUAUUAUUAUUAAUCGAAAGACCUCAGAACGUAUGCUCAUCUUCACCAGAUGCUUAAGGAACCCUCAUGUACUACAAACCAUGAAAUAAACCUUAAACAUUCCUAAGGGACACACAAGUAGAUUACCUUCAAAGUAAAAGAACACAACAGUUGGCUGGUGAGAAAAUGCAUCUCCUAAUAAAACACGUACUGGAGUUCUGUCUCCAGGCAUGGCCAUUGUGGUGAGGACUUUUGUUUUGUAAUAUUGGAAGAGAAGAAAUAAGAAAGCAGACAACUGUGCAUCGCGAAAGAAAAGUUUGUAUGCAAUAGCUUGGGGUCUUCCUUGUACCCCCUUCACAUGCAGAAUGUUUAGUCACCAUGUACUUUGGCUUUUCCUUCUUACACACCAGCGUCCCACCAAUGGAGGCUUUCAACAAAUGUAAUGCAAAUCAGACCCCCCCAACAUGUAUUCUUCUCCUAACAGCAAUUAGGUCUCAUUUAACGAGAAGUUAUAUCGGCGAAUUAAGUGUGUUGCAGUGGGGAUCUUUCAUGGGCCUGGAAGUGGCUUAUUUUUAUGUAUGAGUGAAUUUGAAGAGAAGAUUUAUUCAUUUGACACACUAAUUCUUGGCAAUAUUGUUACAUGGUGACAACAAUUAUAUAGGCGUGUUUCUACUCUGGAGGUAGGAUGUCUUUCUGCUUUUUAUAAGUGGAUUGACUCUAAAGACAAUAAUGCACAAUUUGAAUUGCAUUUAAGAAGUCCACAGAUUUAUUGAGGUAGAAUCCAACUGGAAGGAACCCAGAGGGUCAUCUACUACAACACCCUGCAUUGCAGGAAUCUUGACGUAGAAUUGUAUAGUCAUAACCCUAAACAUACUGGAUUUUAUCAAUACUCAUAUUCAGAAUAGACCUGUUGAAAUUAGUAGGCCUGUGCAAGUCAUGUAGAGUAAUUUCAACCAUAGCCCCCUUAAUUUCAUGGGAUUUUCUCUAAGUAGAAUUUAGCUGGAUACAAUUCGUUAUUAACAGAUUGCCAUAUAAUAAUAAAAAUCGCAUAAGAAAAUCAACUUUCUUACCCUUCCAGGACAUUUUAGGAUUAUCGUAGGAGUGCAUUGUAUAGACAGUCCCACUAGAUGAGAGACUUGUGGUGUACAGCAGUAGUCCUCAAGGAGAAUGUGCAGGUACCUUCCUGUGACAUAGAGGUCUGCCCUCCUCUACAAUGGCACCAUUGGGUGGUUUUCAUGGCAUGAAGAGAUGCUUAUUUCCCUGUGCUCAUGAGAAUAUUGCAUCAGAGGUUUCCUUGCUUUGUCUCAGUGCAUUCUCGCUAUCAGGUUUUAACUUUUAGAGCUCUCCACUUCACACAUGGUGACUUACAAAUGUUGACUGAUGGAGAAAAUCAGACAGGGCUCUUCCCAGCCUCACCUAGAGAUGGAACAUGGCACAAUCUGCAUGCAGAUCAAGUGCCCUACAGAUGAUCUUUGCUUCCUCUCUUUACCACCUGCCACUUGAGAUUGCUUGGUGUGAAAGUGCCAUACCUAGCAUGUCCAUAAGUAAAUUGCCUUAUUAUUAUUAUUAUUAUUAUUAUUAUUAUUAUUAUUAUUUGUUACAUCUGUACCCCUUCUUUCCUCCAAGGAGCUCAAGGUGGCAUACAAGAUUCUUCCUCUUCCCAUUUUAUGUUAAAAACAACUCUCUGAGGUAUGUUAGACUGAGAGAUGGUGACUGGCUGAAGGUGACCCAGUGAGUUUCAUAGAUCAGUGGGAAAUUGAACGCCAGUCUCUCAGCUUCAAGUCCAGCACUAGAAGCUGUCUUCCUGGUCAAAUGGAACAGUCCCCCCCUCUCUUUCCCAACCAAUCCAAUUAAUACAACACUUGGGGGUGAUUCUGUACUCAGUGGUGCACCAGAUAAUUCUGCCUCCAAACAGGGAAUUUAGACUGAUGACCUUGAUCAACAGAAUUCAACACAAGAGGUCAAUCAAGAUCAGAAUAGUCACCCUCUUUUAGGGAUCCAUUGUUUCAAAUAUCAAGGCCCUGCCAUGGGCUUCCUUCCUUCUGUUGUUUGAUAGCAGAAAACAGUGAGCAGGGAUGAUGGGAGUUGUAAUUCAGUAACACCUGCAGAGCCAAAGGUUUCCUUCAAGAUUCGUCUCAUCUUGCUGCUUCCUUGACCCUAGUGGGUGGGCAAAUCUUUAGCCAAAAGUGGGGGACCUCAGUGACAGAGCAGCAGGAUAUAUUGAUUAUGGAUGCCAAUCUGAGGCUCCUCCAUGAAGCCAGGAAAUAACAAGGCACUCAACAAGCACAUCUUUGACCUUUGGUCUGUUACUUUGGCACUCUAAUAAUGGGCUCUUUGUCUUCAGACACAGCAGACACAUCAAGAAAUUGUUCAGCAGGCCUCUCUCUCUGUGCUUCCCCCAAACCUCAAAAUAUGAAAUAGGCUUCUCUGGACGGUGAGGUGGCAACUUGCGGGAGGUUAGAGAUGGGGGCAGGGAAGUUAAGGGAAUUAGCCUGCUCAAGUCCCUGACAGCUUAAGAGAACUACCCUGGAGGAGAGGUGGGGGUUGAGGGGGGCAGGAACUCUCCUUGCUGCUCUUGACACACUGCAGUGUUUUGUUGCAGAUCCGACUUGUCCUCCCAGUGGCACAAUCUGGAUUGGUUUGUUCUUCAGUGAGAUAGCCUGAGUUGUUUUAAACCCAAUACUCUGCUGCACCAGGGUGACUACACUCAUGCAUGCAUCCAUGUGUGUUGUGCUUAGGAGAGAUGUGAUGCUCCUCCCCACCCCAGGCCAUGUAUUUCCUUCUGGUAUUUAAAUGUGGCCCUUCACACUGUAACUAAUCCAGCUUUUAAGCCAAUUUGCUUAGUCAAUUCUCUCUUGCCUUUUUCACUUUCACUGUAACAGGUAGAGUAUUGGAAUUUGGGGAGGGGUGGGGGCUUUAAGACUGUCCAUAGGCCAAACCUGGAUUUCCAUGUUUCAUGAUCACUCUCCUCAUUCUGAAGAAGGGAGAGCAGAUGAGAUGUUUGGACAGUUGGGACUUUCAGCUCCAGGCUGGGUCCUUUUAGGACAGAUGUGUCAUUAUUUGUAACCUGUCAGAACACAAUAAACGCAGGCAAAAAGGUUGAGACAGCAUCUUUAUCAAGGUGGGUAAAAGUUUGUGUUAUGCAAGCCUAUAAGGCCCCCAAGGCUUCUCCUCUUCUAGCACAGGCCGCAGUCCCUUCUGUAAGGGCCAGCUUCCUGGGCAGAGCACUUUUAAUGUCUCAGCUUCAUUUAGGAGUCCGUUGUGGAAACCUCAAUCUAUUCAGUUCUUUUCUCUGAUCCUCAGUUCUUUUUCCAGUCUCCAAAUCCUUUCAGGUGUCAGUCCAAGCCCACUCCUCUGUAACAGUGGCAAGUGAGAUUGGUAAAUAAUUUUUGCCUUGAACUCAUGGAAAACCUGAACAUAUUGUCUCUCCUGAAUUUGAAAGGUUUUUUCCUGGUUACUUCCCUGCUCUGGGUCUGUCAAGGGGUGGGAAACCUCUAGCCCAGGGGCUGAAUGUGGCCCUCUGGGGCUCUCUGUGGUUCUUUGGAACUCCUCAGCCCACACCCUUCAACAGCCGGACCUUUACCCUCCUUGAGUGUUUCUGCCUGCCUGAAAUGUGUCCUUGAACUCUGAUAAUGAUUAUUGGGGUGUUUGAGAGUGUGUAGGCAUGUGACCCUCAGAAGGGAAGGUGGCCCUCAGCUGAAAAAGGCUCCUCACCCUUGGUUUAGGUCUAGGCAAAGCAGGCAAGGGAGUCCAUUGAGGGACGUCAGACUCUCUUUACAAUAGCUUUGGUUUUCUCCUUCAGAAUAUUUAUUUUACUUUGGAAUAACUUCUCUGAGAAGCUACAGGAAGGGCACAUAGGAUUCCUUGAUGCAAUCACUCCAAUUAGGGUGUGUGUUCUGUGUGUGUGUGUGUGUGUGUGUGUGUGUGUUUUGCCAAAGCCUGAGAGUAGUCUGUUGGAGCUUUCUGUGGGAUUAGGUUAAAUGACGGAGCCAGCAUUAUGCUUACUCUCCAUUUUGAGUCCGGCUGCCUUUUUUGAUUGGAUUUAAGUGUUGCAUUGUGUCUGAUUACAUUGUGUGGGAUUUGUGUUUUUAAAUUGUGUUAUUGUGCAGCACUGAGAGAUUAUGGGCAUCUGAUAAAUAAGCAAACAAUACCAACUGGUGCGGCGUCACCUGAGGUGCCCAAUUGGGUUAGGGUUAGACUUCAGACCGAGGUGGCUAACCUGGCAUUUCCCAGAGGUUGUUGGCCUCCAUCUCCCAGCAGCCUGCAUGACCAUUGGUGAGGGAUGAUGGGAGCUGCAUUCUAGCACCAUCUGGAGGCCACAGGUCCCCUAUCCCUGCUUUAGGACAAACCUGAAAUAUUGCUCUGCCGAUUAUUACAACCAUUUCUGGAUUUGAUAGUGAGCAUAUAGUACAGCCUUUCCCAAGCUGCGACCCUCCAGAAGUUUUAGAUAACUGCACCUAUUCACAGCAGUGGAGGGCCUCACCACGCCUGUCCAUGUUGAUGGAGGGCCUUUCUGGGCCAAUCCAGAGUGGUGGAGGGCCCUGCUGCGCUUCCCCAUGGGAGCGGAGGGCUUUGUGGGCAUCCUCACAGCAGCAGAGGGCCUUGAUGGGCCUUUCUGCAGCUGUAGAGGGCCUCCCUGGGCAUCCCCACAGAGGUGGAGGGCCCCAUCCCACCUUUCUGUUAGGCGGGGGCUGCACUGCACUUCCCUGGGGCAGUGGAGAGCUUCCUGCGGUGGUGGAGGGCCGCGCUGGGCCUUCCCAUGGAGGUUGAGGACUUUAAAAUGUAAAUAAGUAGUAGAUUUAUUAAAAAUAUUAAAUAAACUUCCAUAUAAUUUAUUUAAUAUAUUUUCAACUAAUUUAAGAGUAGUUUAAGUGAUUUACUAGUCAGGUUGCAUCUGCUUCCCCACUCGGAGGUCUAAGUGGAAUCUGUGUGUGCAUAAGCCCUACUAAGUUCAACUAAACAACUACUUUCCUGGGAGCAAGCCCCAUUAACUUCAGUAGGGCUUGCUUGUGAGUAGACAUGCAUUUGCUUGCACUGCUUACUGACAAACAUCCUUUGCACCAUUCUCACACAGUAUCCAACCUUCCAUUUUAGCAUAAGGUAGCCAGCUAAAUCUUUUCCCCUCCAUCUGCCCCCCCAUGGAAAGCCCCCCCAAGCCCUCAUCCCUCCAAUCUUUCCCUUUUUAUCAAAGGGAGGGAGGGCAGGUAGGCUAAUUCAACAGAAAAUGAUGCUCAGGACCCACUGGUCUCCAAGCAUCUAAAACUGGGGCUUCAUCCUCAUAAUAAGUGUUGGAGAUGUAGUAAGGGCAUUGACAUCUUAGAGUAGCUCCAGAGCAUGUGGACUAAAAGUGUCCCGUUUUGAAAAGAAUUAUAUGACCAUAGUCAGUUAUAUUAUCCAAGCUGUAUAUUACUCUUUAAUAACGUAAUUUUAUGACUUAUACCAGCUUCCUUUAGCAGAAAGUAGACCAGACAGCAAGAGCUUUCUCAAUAAGUUAAAUAAAAAUCAAAACUGGUAAGCUGCCCUGAUGCCUCAAAGAGGCCAGGAGAUUUUGGAGUUAUUAGAUUUAACUGUCAAAGAAAUGAAACUAGCGUACAACAGAACCAAAUGUGAAAACAUGUGGUACUCAAAAUGACAAGCAGUUUGGGGAUCUGCAACAUGACACCCGCCCCAACCCAAAGGAAAUAUUUUUUUCUUGCUGUGCACAAGGGGAUCCAGUUCAUUCAAGUCGUUUUUCAGGGGAUCCCUGAAUUCUCCUGCAAUUUACUGCAAAAGCUUCAUUGUUUAGCAUUCUCCUGGUACACCCUAUUAAAGGCAGUGGUGCCAUGGGGAGGACAAGAAAGGUGAUGGCCUUGUUAGGCCAAACUCUUAAGCAACCCUUCAGGAGUGGGCAGGGAUAUUUCUAACAGUAGCUAGAAAAAGAGCUUGCACAUUAAUCAAAGAACCAUUGGUCAUAAAAUAACAUAAUGGCUAAAGCCACAGACUCAUAACAGCUACUCCCUCUUUCUUUAUCAUGCAAAGUUUAAUAUGGCUUUAUUCUGUGAACCCACCCACUCACCUGCCCUCAAAAAUAUUUCUUGGUCCAAUAUGAAACAGGUGCUUGCUGUUUCAUGGUAAAUGGAGUGAAAGGUAAUAAUUAAAUUACGAAGCAUUAAGUACAGGGUUUUUAGUGGGUUGGGAUUGGGGAUAUGAUCCUUGACGCCCCUGGUUAAAGUCAGAUCUGCUUCCACCUGGUUUCUGGGCAGCCGAUGGCAGAGAUUCAGAUGAAUGUGUCUGGAAUCACAGAAGAAAACCUUGUGGUGACCUUGACCCAAAAUGAGCUAAAACAUGGGUAGGCAAACUAAGGCCUGGGGGCUGGAUCCGGCCCAAUCACCUUCUAAAUCCGGCCCGCAGACAGUCCGGGAAUCAGCAUGUUUUUACAUGAGUAGAAUGUGUAUGUGUCCUUUUAUUUAAAAUGCAUCUCUGGGUUAUUUGUGGGACAUCAGAAUGCGUUCAUCCCCCCCCCAAUAGUCCGGUCCCCCACAAGGUCUGAGGGACAGCGGACCAGCCCCCUGCUGAAAAAGUUUGCUGACCCCUGGCUAAAACUCACAUUAGGCAGCCAUGGCAACAAAGGAAACUGACUUCUCUGCCCCUGCUAGGGACAUGAUAUGUCAAGGACCAUGACUUCUAUUUGAAACUACCUGUCAAUUUUGAUAACCCGUUGAGGCCCUUUUGCACAUUCUGCCAACUGCUGCGGCACCAAUGGACAAGCCUCCACUGCCUUUAAGGGUGUGGCUGAUGUUACUCAGGAUGUGGAAUUCGUUUUGCUGGAAAAUUUAUUGAGCUCCAUUCAGUUCCAGGACCUUUUUUAAAAAAACAAACAAACAACUUUUUACCUGCUACUUAGCAAAUACGUUUUGUUGUAUUUGCCGGUUUAAUAUGCUGCGUGUUUGCUUCCAUUGUUUUGUUGGUUCCUUUCUGAACGUCCCCCCCUGUUUUUAUUGUGAAAUUGGCUUUGGUGAUGCCUGGAGAAUUUCCCUUUGGAACUGGGAAUUUCAAAUGAGAGCUGGAGAGUUGGUGGAUCCGCUUUUAAGCUUUACACAAAGGCAUUGGAUCAGUCAUAAACUGAGUGACCAGAAUAGUAGGUUAUCCUAAGGUUACCAGAUUUUUUUUUAAUGAAUCCGGGGUCACUUUUCAACUUCAAUGGAUUUUGUAUGGGGACUGAUUUGUAAAUCCGGGGACUGUCCCCGGGAAACGGAGACGUCUGGUAACCUUAGGUUACCCUCCUGCAGCUGAGUCAAACGUGCAUGCAUUUUAGGGGACAUUUUGUAAGGCCACAAAGUGCUUGUUUCCUCCGUAAGUGAAUGGGCUGUGUCUUGGGAGGACUCUGCUUGAAGAGUGUUGGCUAGCAUUGGAAGCUUGUUGCUGCCCUGUCUCUUGGUGACUCAGAGCUCAUCCACAUCGCGGUGGUGGUGGUUGUGGAUGGGAGCAGGCCAUGGAUGCUACCUCUUGAACGUAGAUCUGUUUACCCAGGGAGUACAUAGCCUUGCCCAGAGGCAGGUGUGUGAAGCCCUCUUCUCUCUGCUUAACACGAACAGAUACGAGCAGGGUGGGGGGCAGCAGAAGGGCAUUUGUGGGAUUGCAGCAUUUGCAUCCUGAACAAUGUCUUUUUUGUAAGGACCCAGUGCUGCUUAAAGAUGGAAUAUGACCUCAUUACUUUUUGAGCCAGGAAGAAUUUCUCCCAGUAAUACGGAGUGUGCUGUCACUUAUCAGCGCCUCACCCCACCCUUUCUUGUGCUUGAUGCUUCUGUUUAUUGUUUGUUUUAGAAAUGGACUGUAAAUGCAAAAAAGUGUUCUAUAAUCUUAAAUUCCUUCUUCAGAGUGAGGAUUAAGUUGUAGCAUUGUUGGACUUUUCCCUCCUAUGUGAGGAAUGCGGCAGAUAGCAUGCUUUCCAUGGGGCCUGGCUAGCUUGCACCUAAUUCUUUUGGCUGUGUGCAGUGUGUUCCUUUCCACAAUCAGCCUUGUUAUUUGGCCACGGGUGGAAGGGGAGGCACAGUUCCAGUAGCCCUCACCCCACCUGCUCUGGGGACCUGAUCCGGAUCGUGUGCAAAACUGAGCUUGAAAGGGGAACAUCAGAGGGGAGCUUGUACCCAGCUCAAUCAGUCGCUACUUUCCCUUAAAGGCCUUGUUCAGAGGUGGGGCCCCUUUUCAGUCUGAGGGCUGCAGUCCCUCCUGGGGAGCCUUCCCAGGACUGCAUGCCAGUGGUGGGCUGGGCCAAAGGCAAGAGUGGGUGGAGCAACAGGUAUAAAUUUUCAGCCUUGAACAGCAGGCUAGUGUCUACACACACAAACAAAUUGCAUGUCCAUCUCUGUCCUACAUCCAGGCAAGCAAGAGGGUUCUAUCAGAGUUCAGUGACACAUCUCCAGCAAGAAACUCUCAAGUAGGGUGUGAAUCAGAGCCUGGGGAGAGUCCUGAGGGUGGGGGGGGGAGAGGUAUGGAGGGCUGGAUUUGGCCCUCAGGGACCUGAAUUUCUCCACCCCGGCCCAAUAACUUAAAAAGCCAGGGAGAAGGCUUUAGGUAGGGGUAGACUAAAAGUGUGGUGUGGUGGUUUCUAGACACUUACAAUAUUGGCUGGGUUUGGAAAUUGCUGUAAAGUCAGUUCGGUUGCUGCCCUUGGAGAAUUAGCAGUUGUUUUCUGUUUGGAAUCUCCCCUCCCAAAUUUUAUAUGAAAUCAUGGGGUUAAUUCCUCUUGAAAUGGGUUCUGACAUUAUCUUUUUUAUGUUUGGCUAGCAAGAAUGUGAAUAUGCAUAUGAAGGGGUGGGUAGAGACGAAGGUCUUAAAGAUCUGUCAGAUUUGACUGCACAGUUUCUACAUUUCUGCCUCCAUUGCUAUAGAAACAGGGUUUGCUGAUCUGAUGUGGUACUGGGAAUACAGUUACAGUGUUGAAGAUCUGGUUGCGUAUGAGUUUUAAUUGUGUAAUCCAUCUAGGUAGAUCUAGGCAUGCCUGAUUUAUGCAAGUGCUGUUCUAAUUUGGGAGAAGCAGCAUGCAUUGAAAAGUGGAUGCACACCACUUGGGCAGAGUCAGACCAUUGAUCCCUAGCCCAGGAUUGUCUGCUUUGACUGACAACAACUCACCAAUUCUCCCUCCGGCUUUCCAGCCCUGCUACUGCAGAUCCUUCAUAGAGAUGCUAGCAAAUGCACCUUGGACUUCCAUGUGUGAUCCUUAAAGAGGAAGACCCCAGUUUGUUUGCUGUGCAUUGUGGGAGCUCUGAGCCCAGUCUCUGAAUAGCCUACAGGACAAUGAUGCUGUGUUGCUGCCUGGAGGAAGGGUGGGAUAUAAAUUUAGUAAAUGAAUAGGAGUGCCUGCUUUGGAUUCCUGCAUAGACACAAUCUGGUGGCAUUCAGGAUCUCCUUCCCCUGAAAGCACCUUGCAACGUGGACUGUAGUGGACGCCUUGUGCAAAGAGAACCUUUGCAAUGCUGCAGCGGUUGGCCGAGGAUUUGGUGUUACCUGUAUUUUGAUUUCCCUUCCUGUAACAUGCUGCCUUUUCUCUCCCCUGUAUCCUUGCAGUGAUCCAUGCUGAAAAGGCUCCAUUCAUACAGAUGAGCCCAGGGUCGAGGUGGCACUUUAAACCCAGAUAG
Podarcis lilfordi (Lilford's wall lizard) is the source of this 25375-nucleotide messenger RNA. NCBI's taxonomy places the organism in Eukaryota, Metazoa, Chordata, Lepidosauria, Squamata, Lacertidae. The record is from the annotation of a GenBank genome assembly.